UCAAGUACAGCACAGAAAAUUUUUGCCGAUCAGAAUUAGGUUGUGACCAUACGAUGCUGACAGAUUUCUAUUAAUCACACCAGCCAACCAGCCAAGUCGAUUUAGCUGGCCAAGAAGACUCCAACCAAAGGACAACCAAAGAGUGAAAUGGAGUCUUUGAUUUUUUCCUUGGUUCUGAUCACGACCACCUUUGCACCUGCUGCAUCCAUGGAGGCGCUUUAUGCCUCUGAGAACCCGGUACCCGUUGGAGGCAACGUCACCCUUUACAGCCAAGCCGAUGUUGAGGCAGCAGUGUGGAUGUUUGAAACUGAAAUCAUUGUGUUGAUGUUACAAGGAAAUGCCCUCAUAACUAAAAAUUGGACUGACAGGGCAAUAUUAAAUUCAAACUCUUCAUUGACCAUAAGUUCACUGCAGCAGAACGACUCUGGAUUGUACACUUUAGUGGUGGUGAACUCUCAUCGCGCUCAGUUAACACUCACAGUUCAAGUGCCUAUUUCAAAUGUGACUACGUGGGCAAACGCAACACACCUGGUGGAGUUCAAUGACGCAGUCGUUCUCAAAUGCUCUGCGCACAUCGGCUCGCACAUGUCUUACGCUUGGCUGAGGAACGGCUCUCCGGUCACAGCCGACGGGCGAGUGCAGCUCAGCGACGGAGGUGCCACUCUCACCAUAGUCGGGGUGACCCGCCAUCACCAGGGGUUUAGCUGCAAUGUGUCCAAUGGUGUGAGCCAUGAAAGCAGUCACCCUCUGUAUCUGGACAUCAGCUAUGGUCCAAGCAACCCAUCAAUGAAGAUCAUGCCCAUGAAGUUGAACUACGUAGUAGGGUCAAACAUCACGCUGUCAUGCUCAGCGGACUCCAGCCCUCCAGCAACAAUCCAGUGGACGUUUAAUGGGGUGUACCUGAAUCAGUCUGGACCACAGCUUCAACUGCAGAUGGUUUCAGAUAGUCAAUCAGGAGAUUACCAAUGCAUAUUUUACAACUCAGUAACGUCCAAGUUCAGCAACCAAAGUUCAUUUAUCAGGAUUUUGGAUCCACGAAAGCAUAUUCAAGUGGAGACAUCAAUGACUCCUGCAAACGAGGGUGAUAACUAUCAGCUGACAUGCAAUAUAACUGCAGCUGCUACACAGGUUCACUGGCUGAAAAAUGGCGAGCCACUGCAAGAAGACAACACAACUGUUUUUAACAUGGAUAACAAGACAGUCACGUUCAGCCCACUCGAGCGCAAUCAUGCUGGAAGCUACGAGUGUAUGGCUACUACUGCUCUUUGGAUCCUGACCAGCCAUCCGUACGUGCUUGUUGUGAACUAUGGACCAGAAACACCCAUGGUUGAGGGGCCAGAUUUUGCUCAGGUCGGACAAAAUGCAGCUUUCUACUGUUCUGCCGUGUCGGUGCCGCCGAGUCACUUCAGCUGGUGGUUCAAUGGCUCCAAAGUGGGAAACUCUUCAGUGUUCACAACUGACAUUUCGUCUACAAGUACAAGUGGAGAAAUCAUCUGUAAGGCCUAUAAUCUAGUGACAGGAAAGAAUGCCGCAAAGUCCAAGAUGCUCACAGUGAUUAAGCCAAUACAGUCAGUGAUGAUCAGUAACAACACAGUUCCAAUUGACUCAAAAAACUUCACUCUGACCUGUGACGUCACCGGGCCCUAUGAUAUGAUCCACUGGAUGAAGGACAACAUUUACCUCAACAUGACGCCUCCCGGUGUAAAUCCUCACAUGACCUACUACAUGGAAAACAACAUGCUGCAUUUCACUCCACUGACCUUGCAACACGAGGGGACAUAUCAGUGUGUGGCUACCAAUCUGACUGGAUCUCAUAAAAGCCCCAAAUAUGAGCUCCUGGUGAACUAUGGACCUCUGAGUGUGACAAUAUCUAAUCCAAUAAACCUGGGUCCCCUGGUUUCUAUGACAUGCCUUGCUGUUUCUCAGCCUCAGUGUAACUUCCACUGGUCAUUUAAUGGUCAGCUAUUUCUGGGUCUACAAACGGGCCCCAUCAUCACUUUCCCUGCGACCCAAGCGAACCAGGGAAUCUACACCUGCAUGGCAACAAACCCUGUGACCAACAUCACAAUGUUGCAGACUAAAGCCUAUUCUGCCGCUGCUUUCAGCUUUCCAUCCCAAGCUGUUGUGACAAUGAUGGGUCUGUUUGCAUUGUCCCUCCCUGUGAUGUUCGUCUGAGUUCUCUGAGAAACGCUGACGCCGCAGGACAAAUUAAAGAUUCAUCUUAUUUCAUCUUAUCUUAUUGGAAAAUGGAAAUAAUUGUACUUAAUUUGAUGCCACUUUUUUGUUCAUGUGGAUUAUUGCUGAAAAGACGAAUAAGAAUAUGAAAGAGUGACAGACUUUUUCUUAGAUUUCUUUCCAUUUAUCAGAUUUCUUUUCAUUAACAUAGCAUUGUAUUGCCUGUUUUAGGUUUUUAAGAUCAAAUCAUUUCAUUGUUAGUCAUGUGUAAUGAUAUUAAAACUGUGUGUUAAUUUAAGUAAUAUCAAGCUUUAACUCAUGUCAUUUAUUUCUUAAUCAAUAAAUAAUCAACAGAAACAAUUUUGUGUUUUUAUUUUUGGGAGGAUAUACAGCCUUUAUGCAGAUUCAGAAAGUUCUAUUCAUACAAACAUUUGUGUGGGAAACAUUGUCAUGAAUGUAAGAAGAAAUAUACCGUGUAUGACUCGAAACAU
Pungitius pungitius (ninespine stickleback) is the source of this 2666-nucleotide messenger RNA. Its product is annotated as carcinoembryonic antigen-related cell adhesion molecule 5-like. Lineage: Eukaryota; Metazoa; Chordata; Actinopteri; Perciformes; Gasterosteidae. The record is from RefSeq and is a predicted model, not a curated record. The coding region runs from base 148 to 2175 and encodes 675 amino acids. The transcript has 10 exons.